GGAGGAGGGGGGCGACCGCGUGCCUCGCCGCAGAAAGCGCCGCCGUCGUCAUCGUGGUAAAGAGUGUACAGAGAGUGCGGUGUAACCUGUCUCUGGGUGGGAAAUUGGGACAAGGCGCGCCUGUUGUGUCCCGCCUGACGCGAGGUCACACGAUCACGACACGGUCAGGUCAGUUUACUUCGUGACAGUCAGGCAUCUGUACUGUGUGAGCUCUCACACACAGUAAAGACGAGCGAUUGGAAACAACUGGAAGAAAAGAAAAAAAAAAAAAAACACACGAAGUAGGGUCUACGUGCGAGUGGGAUAAGCGGGUUGUUACGCUCACAGAACCGUUCCAGUCCAACAGCGCACGUAGCCCGUCCACACCCACAGGAACUACGGCUCCCAGAAGUCAUCGCACCGAAGGACUACGGCUCCCAGAACCCACCGCAGGACGAAACCUCACCAGCUGAGCUCAGUCCUCCAGCUCAUCGCUGGAGCAGUUCUUCUUUUCUCGCGCGCGCGAUGGGCUCGCCCUAGUCCUGCUCUCCUGUCUAUUCAACAGAACGUACACGAACGGACAGCAGAAACGGCAGACGACCCUCAGCGAUGUGGCAGAACAAGAGAGCGGCGCGCGCGCGGGCCGGCCCUAUGCUGAGCCUGCGCUCUCCGCUGAGCUCCGUGUCCACGCGCCGCGGCUCCGCCCUCCUGCCCUCCGUUCUCACGUUCGCCGUUAUCGUGGCGUCGGGGGGCCUCCUGCUUAUGAUAGAGAAGGGUAUGCUGAACAGCAUGGAGCCCCCUGCGCCCCGCGGCAGCGCGAGGCGCGCGGAGCACACGGGCCCGGAGCCGCAGCACGACGACGGCGCCGAUACCGAUUUCCAGAUCCUUCAGGAGAUCCGAAACCGGACCAUCCAAACCGUGUGUGGCCAGAAGAACAUGCCGCACAGCGUGUGGUCGUUAAGUCCCCUGCAGCGAAAGACGCUGCUACAGCACAUCCUGGUGAAUGACCGACACAGGUUCCUGUACUGUUACGUGCCUAAGGUGGCCUGCUCAAACUGGAAGAGGGUGCUGAAAGUGCUGAGCGGCGCCCUGCAAAGCGUCGACGUUAACGUCAAGAUGGACCACAAGAGCGAUCUGGUCUUUCUGGCCGACCUGGAGCCCGAGCAGAUCCAGCACCGGCUACAGCACUACUUCAAGUUCCUGUUUGUGCGGGAGCCUAUGGAACGGCUGCUCUCAGCCUACCGCAACAAGUUUGGUGAGAUUGAGGCGUACCAGCGCAGGUAUGGUGUGGAAAUUGUGAAGCGCUACCGCAAGAAUGUGGGCCGCGUGGCUGGGGACGACGUCACCUUCACCGAGUUCGUGCGCUAUCUGGUGGACGAGGACACGGAGCACAUGAACGAGCACUGGAUGCCCGUGUACAACCUCUGCCAGCCAUGUGUGGUCUCCUACGACUUUGUAGGCUCCUACGAGCACUUGCAGAGGGACGCUACCUACGUGCUGCGCCACAUUGGAGCACCUCCACAGGUGCGCUUCCCCGAGCGCCAAGCGUGGUACCGGCCCGUGAGCACUGAGACACUGCAAUACUAUCUCUGCGGGGUGCCACUAGGGCUACUGCGUGAGCUGCUGCCCAAGUACAUCCUGGAUUUCUCGCUGUUCACAUACCCUCUGCCCAACACAACGCAUGAGGCAUGUACGCACUAGGGGAUGCGCCGGCGCAUCCCUUACCCUUUCUACCAUGCCAGCUGAGGUAUUACAAUGGGUAGAAAGUGAGUGCUGUGUUGGCACUCCUCAGACCGUUUUAAAUGCAAAGAGGAGUUAAAGGACACUAAGCACAAACCAACCGCUGAAGCCACUCAGUUGCCACCGAGGACAUGUUGUGAUCCCAUUUACUCUGCUCACUCAGAAUCAGAAUCAGAACGAGCUUUAUUGCCAGGUAUGUUCGCACAUACAAGGAAUUUGUCUUGGUGACAGGAACUACCACAGCUGUCCACUCUGUCCACAAAGACCAGUUAACUGCAGCUCAGGAAAAGCACAAUCGAACGGUUUCUUUGCCUUAAGUGACAAAGGUAGCGUCUGGUGUGCUGCGCACUCCUGCUGUCAUUGACGGGCCACACUGCACACUCACUCACCUGCCUGCUGCCCUUACCCAGAGAGAGCUGAGCUCAGCUCCUGUACCAUGCUGGCAGCACAUGGUUGUGCUAACAGUGGCUGCCUUCUCCACUUUGAGCUCAGCUCUGCUCGUCCUCCAUGCAGUAGUGCCAUUUUAAUAGCAUUUCCUUUCAUAUGAAAGGAAGACCAGCCCCACCCCUAGAGACUAGAACUGCAGUGCAGUUAGAAGGUUAGCAGCGCUUGAGGUUUGAGCACAGCCAUAUGGAGUGGGACUGAUGUGCAGAUAUGGUUCUGUCCAAGUACACAGCAGCAUACCACGUAGCAGACAGGAGUGCGUGUGUCCCAGGCGAGAGACGACGAGGUGGGGCUGGCUCAGUGCUCUUUGCGACACUAUUGUCUGAGGGGCUCAAUCUAAUCUGUUGCUCUUUGUGGUCACAAACACUUGGUGACUAGAGGGAAACAUGUUUGCGUAUAAGGCAAAAAGUUGGACCACAGACCACCACCUGUGCCUCUUCCAUCACAUUUUUACUGGGGUGUAAAUAUCACAAGUGCUGUAGUUACAACAGUGUAUGCAUAUUCUGAAGACAUACAUGUAACAAACAUUUUUAGUAUACAGUUGUUACCAACAUUUUUAUAUCAACUUUUAUAAAGAACCAAACUUUGCUUAAUGCUUAA
Scleropages formosus (Asian bonytongue) is the source of this 2763-nucleotide messenger RNA. It is a transcript of the gene chst14, whose product is annotated as carbohydrate (N-acetylgalactosamine 4-0) sulfotransferase 14. The transcript has 2 exons. Gene Ontology annotation, molecular function: sulfotransferase activity. Lineage: Eukaryota; Metazoa; Chordata; Actinopteri; Osteoglossiformes; Osteoglossidae. Gene Ontology annotation, biological process: carbohydrate biosynthetic process; dermatan sulfate proteoglycan metabolic process. Gene Ontology annotation, cellular component: membrane. The record is from RefSeq and is a predicted model, not a curated record. The coding region runs from base 589 to 1680 and encodes 363 amino acids.